UUCUUCCUUCUUCUUCUUCUUCUCUUGCGCUCCAGCCAGUGAUAUGACGGCCUCCCUUUUUUUCGUUUACCUUCCAUCCUCUCCCCUCCACCAGCUGUGACGGCGACGGAGACAGUGAACAGCGGUAGCUUUGGUUUCCUCUCGCGACGAGAUUUUGUCGUCAGAGGACGACGGUGGAGAAUCUAUUCGUCCCUUCUCAGGCUAACGACGUCCGCGACCUCCAUUUUGAGCCAUUUUCUUCCGUAAUUUUUGUUUCUCUUAGUCACCGUAGCUUCUCAGCCAUUGUUUCCUCUCUCGGAAGGUUCAUUGACUCUUGGAACCAAUUAGGAUCAGUGAAUCAAAGCUAGUGUCAUGGCUGAAGCUGGGUAUUGGUAUGUCCUUGGUGCUGAUCAACAGCAACUCGGACCUUAUACGUCGUCUGAACUGCAACAGCAUUUCUUAAGUGGCUACCUCCUAGAAAGUACACUUGUAUGGUCUGAAGGAAGAAGUGAAUGGCAGUCCUUAUCCUCAGUCCCUGAGUUGAUGUCAUCAAUUUCUCAGCAAGCAUCCGCCAAUAGUGCCAGUAUAGUGGAGACACAAGAUGAUGUCCCAGUGGUACAAUCAGUAUCAGAGCCUCUUGGUUUUAAAGAUGUAAAUCAUGGCAACACAGAACAGCAAGGCCCCCGUUCUACUGUCCUCUCCAAUGUUGAUGAGGAUGAAUUCGAGAAAUGGAAAAGAGAGGUCACUGAGGCUGAGGUAGUGGCAGAACAGUUGAUAAACGGAUCUGAACCAAGUACUGUUGGGACUGAUCAUGAUGCAGUUGCAUCAUCACCUCCAGAGGGUGAAGAAGAGUUCACAGAUGAUGAUGGGACAACAUACAAGUGGGAUAGAAGUCUCAGAGUGUGGGUUCCUCAGGAGAAUAUAACGGGCACAAUUGAGCCAUACAAGCCGGAAGACAUGACUUUCGCAAAGGAAGAGGAAGUCUUUCCAAUUCUGAAUGUUGGUGAUGCAUUGCUAGGAGGAAAGGCCAGGGAUGUUGAUGAGACAUUGGAAUCAAACCAUAAUGGAAAAAGGAAACUGCCAGAAAAACAAGCAGAUGCGAAAGAUAAGCUCUCUGACAAGAAGGAACCCAAUCAACCACCUGAUAGUUGGUUUGAAUUGAAAGUCAAUACUCAUGUUUACAUCACUGGGUUGCCUGAUGAUGUCACUGCUGAAGAAGUGGCUGAGGUAUUUACCAAGUGUGGGAUAAUCAAGGAGGAUCCGGAGACAAAGAAGCCUCGUAUAAAAAUAUACUUCGAUAAAGAGACAGGAAGAGUAAAAGGAGAUGCAUUAGUGACAUACUUAAAGGAACCCUCGGUUGACCUUGCUAUUCAAAUAUUAGAUGGGACACCAUUACGUCCCACUGGCACGACCCCUAUGUCUGUCAGCAAAGCAAAGUUUCAGCAGAAGGGGGAUAAAUUUAUAUCCAAAAAAACGGAUGGAAACAAGAAGAAGAAAUCAAAGAAGGUAGAGGACAAGAUGCUUGGAUGGGGAGGACGUGAUGAUGCCAAGAUCUGCAUCCCGUCUACAGUUGUUCUGCGCUACAUGUUUUCUCCUGCUGAGAUGAGGGCUGAUGAAAAUCUGUGUUCUGAGCUAGAAGAGGAUGUUAAAGAGGAAUGCCUAAAACUAGGUCCGAUUGAUUUUGUCAAGGUCUGUGUAAAUCACCCUCAGGGGGUUGUAUUGGUCAGAUUUAAGGAUAGGAAGGAUGCUCAAAAGUGCAUAGAAACAAUGAACGGUCGAUGGUUUGGCGGUCGACAGGUACAUGCAAGUGAGGAUGACGGAGUGGUUAAUCAUACUACGGUACGCGAUUACGAUGCUGAUGCCCAACGGUUGGAGCAGUUUGGCGCCGAGCUGGAAGCAGACUGAAAUGUUCGCACCUCUAGCGGCAACUGACGUGAGAGAAGUUCAUCCACUAAACCUCUUUAGGCAAACGCAGCACGGUGUAAAUCAUUGGUGUUUUGUCGAGCUAAUGGUGUAGACAUAUGUAGUUCAUAGCCUUCCUCGGAUGUUCUCUUAGUUGUCAACAACGUGCUUACUCCAUCCAAAGACCUGACAAUCAAUGGCUUCGCAUCGAAGCAACCUACUAUAUUUUCGACUGUACAUGAAGUUUUGAAUGUCUUGCCUCAGGAAGUUACGAACGUGCUUAAUGUCAUCGUAUGUACCUCGAAGGGUUAAAGGAAUGGAAUCGAAUUCCCAUCCUUUUAUGAUGGACGAUUUUGGUGAAUGUGUCU
Messenger RNA from Linum tenue, 2249 nucleotides. The record is from the annotation of a GenBank genome assembly. NCBI's taxonomy places the organism in Eukaryota, Viridiplantae, Streptophyta, Magnoliopsida, Malpighiales, Linaceae.